AUGAAAUUAGCAGAGUAUUCAAAUAUCAAGAGAGACCAACAAGCCUCGUACGAGUACAUUCAGACAGAAGGGUUCAAGCCUUUGGUAUGGACAAUGUCUAAUAGUAGUGAUUGGAAUGAAUGGUUCAAUAAGCAGCACCCAAAGCUUGAUGGAUCAGACUCAGGCCUUGUUCUGAUUCUAUCAAGAAGAAUCGGCGAACCCAUUAUCAAUCCAGUGAAGAGUAUCGAAUCGAAAGACUGGAUCAAGGCUAUCCGAAAAGCAACAGUGCAUGAUAAAACUGCUUUUGACAAAAGUCUGCACGGCACCGGCGGUCAGCGUAACUUACGAACAUUGCCAUUUUCCGAGCAGUGCUUUCAGAAAAUUGCAAAGAAGUUCUAUAUACAUGACUCGAUCAACCGUGUCGUAAGUCGAGCAAAUGUUUCUCAGUUCUCGGCCGUCAAGCUAGAGAUGGGCAGGCAUGAUGGUCAUGAGCUACCAGCACAUGUAUACAGCGCCCGAACUUCAAAUGCUUGGGAGGGUGACCUUGCCGUAUCUGCGACGUACUUCCCGCAUUGUAGGCUCACAUUCGCAGUCAUGUUUGGCUAUCCGCUGUCUGUUGAAGCAGAGAUAUUGACACGGCUUGAAAUGGCGACCUACGAGAUAUGCCACCCACUAUUGGUCCCUAGUAUGCUUGUCAAAAUCGAGAGGCGACGCCAUCUACCAAUUAUAGAUCACACUCUUGAUGGAAUUGAAGCGCGGUUCCUGGAGGUGGACGAUCCCGAGUCUCUGCAAUACAUAACAGAGGCAGAGAAGGUCACUCGCAAGGAAGCAAAGAGAUCAGCUUGGCUAGACAUGCUGUAUCUCCGCAACCAGUUGAUGAGCUGGAAUACAUGCUUGGAAGCCCUGUACGAACAUGCAGAUCACCUUAACCGGACAAAAUUUCGAGACAUCACUAUUUCUCCUCAAUUGGGAAAUAGGUCUACCGAGGAGUUUAGUAUUCACGGAGACAGUUCUUCAGGCUCUGGCACAGAUUGGAAUGCCCCAAUCGAUGUCUUUCUUGCGGAUCUUAAAUUCGGCGAUAGUCAAAAGUUGGAAUCAAUAAGAGGUUCCAGAAGCUAUAUGAGACGAACAGGUGCCAAAAUGCAAGCAAGACUGCGGGAGGUUAUCAAGGACUAUAAUGAAAAGAUUCGAGAGUGCACAGCUGGUUUUGAAGGCAUGGCCAUGACGACGCAAUGGACCCAAGGUGAAACAAACGUCGAGAUAGCAUUGGCAACUAGUCAGGACUCACGUCAUAUGCGUUCCAUCGCACUACUCACUAUGAUAUUCCUCCCUGGAACCUUCUUUGCAAGUAUAUUCUCGAUGGGAUUCUUUGAGUGGAAAUCCGACGAUGGUACUAUAUCUGUGUCUCAGUCCUUCUGGAUCUACGUGGUCCUCGCCACAGGCUUUACAGCUUUCACUGUUGGAGCGUGGUGGUACAUCGGAGUCUAUCGCUACAAGAGACACAAGAACAUUCCCUCAGCACUCAGUGCAAGCCGUUUCCUAAGUCUUAGACCACUCAAGUCUUUGCGACAUUGGAUUGUGAAGGCUAUAAUGGAAAGGGUGAAUAGAAUUUCAUCUCCUCCAUAA
Molecule: messenger RNA, 1605 nt
Organism: Fusarium mangiferae
Lineage: Eukaryota; Fungi; Ascomycota; Sordariomycetes; Hypocreales; Nectriaceae
Exons: 8
Coding region: 1-1605 (534 amino acids)
Source: RefSeq, a predicted model, not a curated record